Camellia sinensis is the source of this 3773-nucleotide messenger RNA. The record is from RefSeq and is a predicted model, not a curated record. Lineage: Eukaryota; Viridiplantae; Streptophyta; Magnoliopsida; Ericales; Theaceae.
CAAACAGCGAGUGAGAGAAAGAUCAAUCACUCUCUCUCUCUCUCUCUCUCUCCUCCUCUGCUGUAGAGAGAGAAACCCAACACACCAGCCAGUGAUCCAAACAUGUGGAGACUCUCACAAAGAAAGUCCCAUCUUCUCACUCCAAAGACCAGACUAUCCUCACUAGCUUUCCAACAACAACAACAAAACCAAGACUUGAUCGAUGAAAUCACCACGGUACUCAAGCGCAACAAUUGGAUCCACCUCUUGGAAUCAUCAGAAAUACCCAAGAAACUAAACCCAGAUGUGGUUCGAACCGUUCUCCACCAAAACCAGGUGGGUCUUGAUUCCACACGCCUCCUCAAUUUCUUCCGCUGGUACGAACACAAACUGGGUUCAAUCAAAGAUUUAGAUACCAUGUCGAUUCUAGUCGUUAAUCUCUGUAACUCUCACUGUUAUGGAGCUUCUAGUGGUGUAAUUGAACGAAUGAUUAGGUCUUGUUGUUCUUCUUCUUCCCCACUUGUUGUUUUGGGUUCAAUCCUGAGGUUUUACAAAAACUCUAAUAAUGGGUCUGUUUCGAAUCAGAAAGUGUUUGAUAUUCUGACUGAUAAGUAUAGGAAAAUGGGUCUCUUGGAUGAGGCUGUUGGGAUUGUUUUAGGUGCUAAAGAUGUUGACUUUGUUCCUAGUUCGUUACUUUUCAAUUCUUUGUUGAGUGAUUUGUUGAAGACUAGAAAGUUGAAGUUGUUUUGGAAGGUUUGUGAUGCAAUGUCUGAAGCAAAUAUGCGUUUUGAUGUUUAUAGUUAUACCAAUAUGAUCAAUGCUCAUUGUACGGUUGGGAAUGUUAAGGAGGCUAGAAAAUUGCUUCUUGAAAUGAGGGAAAAGGGUUGCGAACCAAAUGUGGUUACAUACAAUGUGGUCCUUGGAGGGUUGUGUAGAGCUGGGCUUCUCGAUGAGGCUAUCGAAAUGAAGAAAUCUAUGGUUGAGAAGGGGAUACUCCUUGAUAAUUACACUUAUGCUACUCUUAUCAAUGGGUUUUGUGCACAAAAGAGAUUGAAAGAGGCGAAAAUGGUAUUAGUGGAGAUGACUGAUUUGGGUCGAACGCCUGACUUAAUAACAUAUAAUGCUUUAAUUGAUGGGUUAAUGAAACAAGGUGAUAUAGAAGAGGCUUUUAGGAUUAGGGAUGAGAUAGAUGAUCAUGGUAUUCGAGAAGAUUUGCUUAUAUACAACACGCUUCUUAACGGGGUUUGUAAGGCUGGUAGGAUGGACCAGGCAGAAGAACUCAUGAAUAAGAUGAGUAGAAGGGGCACGACAUUUGAUUCCAGAACUUAUACUUGGUUGAUUGAGGGUUAUUGUCGAGAGGGCAAUAUGAUUAGAGCUUUUGAAGUGCUUGAAACGAUGAAGAGUAUUAAUUUGGCACCCACGGUGAUGACUUACAGUGUGAUAAUUAAUGGCCUUUGCCGUAAUGGAAAUCUCCAACAGGUAAGUGAGGUUCUUGGGGAAAUGGUUGCAAAUGGUUUGAAACCAAAUGCUGUAGUCUACACGACUCUGAUGACAGCUCAUUCUCGAGAAGGUAGAUUUGAAGAAUCAAGAAACCUUUUUGAUGAAAUGACGAAGCAAGGAAUCAUGCCAGAUGUAUUUUGCUAUAAUUCUGUUAUAUUCUGCCUUUCCAGAGCUCAAAAGAUGGAAGAAGCAAGGAGUUGCUUGGUUGAAAUGUUGGGGAGAGGUUUAAAGGCCAACGCUUAUACUUAUGGAGUUUUCAUUGAUGGAUAUAGCAAGCUAGGGGAAAUGCAAAUUGCUGAUAGGUAUUUUGAUGAGAUGCUCGGUUGUGGUCUAAAGCCAAAUGUUGUAAUUUACACUACAUUGAUUGAUGGGCACUGCAAAAGGGGGAAUAUUACAGAAGCCUUCUCGGUAUUUAGAUGUAUGCUUGCACGAAGGGUUCUCCCGGAUUUUCAAACUUACAGUGUGCUCAUCCAAGGCCUCUCAAGGAAUGGAAAACUGCAAGAAGCUAUUGAGAUCUUUUCCGAACUCUGUGAGAGGGGUUUGGUUCCUGAUGUUUUUAUUUACAACUCUCUCAUCUCUGGGUUGUGUAAACAAAGUGAUUUAGAGAAGGCUUUUCAACUUCAUGAAGAGAUGUCUGCGAAAGGGGUUACUACAAACAUUGUUACUUACAACAUCUUAAUCAAUGGGCUUCUUAAGGCAGGUGAAACCGAAAGAGCUAAAAUAUUGUUUGAUGGCAUUUCACAAGAAGGUUUGACACCAAACACGGUAACAUAUACUACAAUGAUAGAUGGUUGUUGCAAAUCUGGGAGUGUAGACGUGGCAUUCAGAUUAUUGGAUGAGAUGCAACAGAGGGGUAUCUCACUAGAUGGGUUUGUCUACAAUGCCCUUCUAGAUGGCUACUGCAAUGAAGGAAAACUGGAAAAAGCUCUGGACUUAUUUCAACAAAUGUUGCAGAAGGGCUUUGCUUCUACUCCAUCUUUCAACACAUUGAUUGAUGGGUUUUGUAAGAGUGAAAAGCUUCAAGAAGCAAAACGACUGUUUGAAGAAAUGAUAGAAAAACAGGUGGUGCCUAAUCAUGUCACAUACACGAUUCUCAUUGAUCGGCAUUGUAAGGAGGGAAUGAUGCAGGAAGCAAGAGGGCUCUUUUUAGAGAUGCAGGAGAGGAAUCUAAACCCUACCACCAUAACUUAUACGACACUUCUUCAUGGUUACAACAUGGUAGGUGAUAGAAAAGAGGUUUUUGCAUUAUUUCAGGAUAUGGUGGAUAAGGGAAUUAAGCCUGAUAAAAUCACCUAUUAUGUAAUGUUGGAUGCUCACUGUAAAGAAGGGAAUUCAGUGGAGGCAUUUGCGUUAAGGGCCGAGAUGUCAGAGAAGGGCAUACAGAUGAGUGCAAAAGCUUAUAAAGCUUUAAUACAAGCCCUGUGCAAAAAAGAAGACUACUCUAAGGCACUGAGUCUGCUUGAUGAAAUGAUAGCCAGUGGGCAUAGGCCCAGCGUUGCUACGUUUAGUGUUGUAGUUCGCGGUCUUCAAAUGGGUGGUGAGAUUGAUAAGGCUACAAAGGUUUUGGAGAGUAUGAUGAGGUGGGGAUGGGUUUCAGACUCUUUUAGUUUAUCUGACCUAGUUGAUGGUAACCUGACUGAUGUCGGGCUUCUAGAUGCUUCCAGAAACCAGAAUAAUGCAAAUUCUGAGGACACAGUUGAUCUUUUGAAGCAAAUGGCCUAGGGACUUGCCUGCUAGGCCCAUCGUUCACUAAGGAGAACUAAUUUAGGGCUCCUUUCUGCUGCUUCAUCUGAUCCAUUCAAUGGUUUUGAGCGUUUCUGAAGCCAACAUACAAGAUGGGUGUUCUGGAGAAUCAAUGCUCAAGAGUAAAGCAUCUCCAGAAUUGCUGGGAAGAGCGAGGUCAAAAGUAUGAUUCUGUACCCGUAUAAGCCAUCUGGUAAUGGAGCGUGGCAGCAUAGGUAAGUACUAACUUGUGUAGCUCCACCAAUUUGGAGUUGAAGUUUUGGUAUUGAAAGAGGUUAAUUGCUUGCCUGAUUUUUAUUCACGGACACUAAUAAGAUCGAACACAUUGAUCACUCACUCUGAAUGUCAUUUGUUUUUUCUCUACCCUCAUGUAGUCUUGUAGAUAUGACACAUCGUAGUUGGGGGAUAACACUUGAAUAUCUUUGUUCUGUCUUUAGUCUUCUCCCUGUAAAUGUUAUUAUUAAUGAGAGAGGUGCAUGAGAGAGGUGCACUUUAAUUCUGUUACUUUAAUUCUGUUACUGAAAAUGUGAAUUUGACUCUUGUUCAUCCAA